GUCUGUGUCUUCGAACCGUUUGUUUCUUUUACUAGCCUGUGACUUCGACCAAAAUGUCAAAAAAGCUAUACACGACGUAUGAUUAUAAAAUUAUGUUGAGUAAUAUAUUGUUGAGCUAACGAAAAUUCCAUAAGAAAUAUGACUGAGGAUCAAGAUGGUAAAGACUCACAGUCAGAUUCGGGUUCCAAGACAUUCAUCAACAAGAGCAAGGACAAGAAAUCUAAGAUACAUCGUCCGUUGACAAAAAUAAUUCUUCGACGUUUACCGCCCACGAUGACUGAGGAAACGUUUUUGGAGCAAGUAUCGCCUAUUCCAGAGCAUGACUAUUUUUAUUUUGCCAAACCGGACCCGACUUUGGGCAAUAACCUAUUUUCUAGAGCGUAUAUCAAUUUCGUUAACGUGGAAGAUAUUUUUCUGUUCCGAGAUAAAUUUGACGGUUAUGUUUUCUUAGAUGAAAAAGGUGGAGAAUAUGUAGGCAUAGUUGAAUAUGCACCCUUCCAAAGAAUUUCAAAGAAAAAAAAGAAGAAAGAUCCUAAAUGUGGAACACUUGAGAGUGACCCAAUUUAUCAAGAGUUUAUCGAGAGUCUGAACAAAGAUCCUGAGGUUGAGAGCCAACCUAAACUAGAAUAUUCUUACCCAAUAAAUGAUGUUAGUGAAAAAAAAACACAAUCAACACCUUUGCUGGAAUAUCUAGCCGCACGUAAACUAGACAAGAGAGGUAGAGAUGAACGUCGUAGGCGCGAUAAUGACAAGAGAAAAAUGAGAAUUGAACGAAAAACAAAGGAAGGUCCUAUCAAGAAACAUGGCGAAGAAGAUGCGACAUACAAAAGUGACUGCAAUAACUUUGAAAAAAAAAGAAACAUACAGUGGUGUGGACAACACAAAAAUUAUCCCAAAACUAAAUCAGAAUUUGAAGUUGAAUCGAAAAGUUCCCACAGCUCAGACGAAUUUAUUAAUAUCAAUUCAGAUUGGGAUGUUCAUUUCCCAGCACUGUGCUCUAAAACUCACAAUACGUUCACUUUAGUGUCCAAUUCCUUAAACGAGAAUUACUUAGAAGAUGGUGCAUGUAAAAGUAGCGGUGAUCCGUUUUUAAAGGAAGAAGAUAAUGAGGAUACAGAAGUAAGAAAAAUUAAAACCAGAGAAUCUGAGAAAGAGAAGAAAGAUUCUAAAGAAGAUCAAACAAAACUGGACGACGGGAUGGUAUUCGAAUCUAAAUCAUACAAAGAACGUAAACCUAAUUUAAAAAUUGAUAAAAAGAAGAAAUCUGAAAACGAUAGAAUUGAAAAAGAGGACGAAGUAGGAGAUGAUCUUGAUGGGCAGAAAAAGGAUAAACGCGAAAAAAAUAAGAUACAAGAAUCUCCACGUGAGCAAAAGAGUAAAAAAUACAGCGACACUAGGAAAGAGAGAAUCAAACAAAAUGUUUUAAUUACAAAAUCUGAAAAAGAGUAUGCUCUUUCGAAGCUCAUAUCUCUAUGUCCCAAAAGUACUGCACUCAGUAAUGAUAUUAAACCAUUCACUCAACUGCCUCAAGUGAAAACUGAUGACUUAUCCAAGAUUAUUGAUGGAAUGGAUAAAAAAACAAAGCUUGAAGCAAAAGAAGAAACGACACGAAACUCAAAAGAUUCAGACAAAGUUGAGACUAAGAGUAAUGUACGCAGAAAUAGCCUUGACUCAAAUAAAGCCACAAGCAAUGAUGAAUCUGAUUCAAAGAAAACAACCUUCGAAGAAAGACCAAAAUCUUCGGAACGUGAAGGAUCGGAAGAGAAAGAAAAAUGUGACGGCGAACGUCGCGCUGAACGCAGAAUAAGAAAUAAGGAUCGGCCCAGUCUCGUGAUUUACCAGCCCGGCAUGGGGAAGUUUAGUAAACAGCGUCUCGCGAAAGAAAAGGAAACGCUCCCGACGAAAGUGAGCGACAGUGAAAAGAAAGACACUUGAAGAUACGGUACUUUUCCCAGUUAUUGGACGACUUUAAACGGAUAUGACCUGAAACUGGCACUUGAUGCAUGUCCACGCGGAGUCACUAAGGGAGGACAUGAAUAUGCCAAACGAAGGAACAGCUGCUGUCGUGUUCAUUGAAGCCUGCCCUAAUUGAUUUGUUUAGUUUAUAUGCAUUAUAAAUGAGUCGGAAAUCUUCAACAUAAAAAUUGAAAUAUACCAUUCCUUGUUUUUGCCCUCUUGUUUAUAGAUUAUGACCGAUUUAGUUCAGUUUGUUUAUUUCAAUAAAAUAUAAUAUUUUAAUUGGGA
Messenger RNA from Bombyx mori (domestic silkworm), 2244 nucleotides. It is a transcript of the gene Upf3, whose product is annotated as Upf3 regulator of nonsense transcripts-like protein B. The transcript has 7 exons. Gene Ontology annotation, molecular function: mRNA binding. Gene Ontology annotation, cellular component: nucleolus; cytoplasm. The coding region runs from base 139 to 1935 and encodes 598 amino acids. The record is from RefSeq and is a predicted model, not a curated record. NCBI's taxonomy places the organism in Eukaryota, Metazoa, Arthropoda, Insecta, Lepidoptera, Bombycidae. Gene Ontology annotation, biological process: positive regulation of translation; nuclear-transcribed mRNA catabolic process, nonsense-mediated decay.